Molecule: messenger RNA, 1747 nt
Organism: Juglans microcarpa x Juglans regia
Lineage: Eukaryota; Viridiplantae; Streptophyta; Magnoliopsida; Fagales; Juglandaceae
Product: probable amino acid permease 7
Exons: 7
Coding region: 300-1676 (458 amino acids)
Cellular component (GO): plasma membrane
Source: RefSeq, a predicted model, not a curated record
UUACUCCUGUGCCUGUGUGGGUAGUUGUCACUUAGUUCAACUGACGGAACACACUUAUGUUAAAGAAGCCUUCGUUAAAUGCCAGUCAUGGUCGCCAUAUAAUGUAAUGAAGACCACGGCUAUAAAUGGAUAAGAGGGAGAUGUACGGAAACAUCAAACUUUAGCUGUCACAAGCAUGGUAUUUAAUUUUAAUAGCAUGGAUGUAUGUGUGGCACAGUGUUUCGUAUCUUAGGCCUUCUAAUAUUGGGUAUACAGUUAGCAGAGUUCAGGACCCUGUUUUGAGUUGAAAAUAAACAAACAUGGCUGUCCAACAAUCUUGCCCCGUAGCCAAUGGUUCCUGGGAUGAUGAUGGGCGACCAAAAAGAACCGGAACCUUGUGGAGUUGCAUCGCUCAUAUCAUCACUGCUGUUAUAGGCUCUGGAGUUCUGUCUUUGGCAUGGAGUACUUCACAGUUAGGAUGGAUAGCAGGGCCAGUUUCUUUGCUUUGUUUUGCGAUUGUCACCUAUAUUUCUGCCUUCCUCCUUGCCGAUUGUUACAGGUCUCCCGACCCCAUAACGGGAACUCGAAAUUACUCAUAUAUGGACGCUGUUAGAGUGAAUCUUGGAAGAACACAUACGUGGUUUUGUGGUUUGCUUCAAUACUUGAGCUUGUAUGGGACUGAUGUUGCUUAUGUAAUUACUACAUCAACCUGUAUGAGAGCAAUUCAGAAAUCAAACUGUUAUCACAAAGAAGGGCAUCAGGCUGCAUGUACAUAUGGGGAUAAUUUCUAUAUGCUGCUCUUUGGGCUUAUUCAGAUCGUCAUGUCACAGAUUCCAGAUUUCCACAACAUGAAAUGGCUCUCCGUCGUUGCUGCAAUCAUGUCCUUUUCCUACUCUUUCAUUGGAUUUGCACUUGGGUUAGCAAAAGUAAUAGGAAAUGGCAAGAUUAUGGGGAGCAUUACCGGAGUCCCAGCUGCUAAUGUUGCUGACAAAUUAUGGUUAGCCUUCCAAGCACUCGGGGACAUUGCUUUCGCCUAUCCGUACUCAAUUAUUGUAAUUGAGAUACAGGAUACUUUGAAGUCCCCUCCUCCAGAAAAUCAGACCAUGAAGAAGGCCUCGAUGACUGCAAUCUUUGUCACAACCUUCUUCUACCUCUGCUGUGGCUGCUUUGGAUAUGCUGCCUUCGGGAAUGACACGCCAGGAAACCUAUUGACAGGAUUUGGUUUCUAUGAACCUUAUUGGCUUAUUGAUUUCGCUAAUGCUUGCAUUGUCCUCCAUUUGGUAGGAGGAUAUCAGAUUUAUUGCCAGCCAGUAUUUGCAUUUGUUGAAAGAUGGUUGACGAAGAAAUAUCCGAACAGUAGCUUUGUAAAUAAUUUCUACACCUUCAAACUCCCUUUGUUGCCGGGUUUUCAGUGGAAUCUUCUCAGGCUAUGUUUCCGAACUGCAUAUGUUAUCUCAACCACUGCACUUGCAAUGCUCUUCCCUUACUUCAACCAGGUGUUGGGACUAUUAGGGGCCCUGAACUUCUGGCCUUUGGCCAUAUAUUUCCCUGUGGAAAUGUACUUCGUACAAAAGAAAAUAGGGGCUUGGACUAGGAAAUGGAUUGUACUUAGGAUAUUUAGCUUUGUUUGUUUUCUUGUGACUGUCAUGGGUUUUAUCGGGUCGCUUGAAGGACUGAUAAGCGCCAAAUUGAGCUGAGGGAUUCAUGUUCUUCAUAAUUUAGCACUUGGAAGAAAGAAAGUUUGAAAUGCAUGCUACAAAUUACAAUA